AUGUCACCAUAUAGACUAGUCUUUGGGAAGUCUUGCCACCUACCAGUUGAGUUGGAGUACAAAACAUACUGGGUUAUUCAAGAGCUGAACAUGGAUUUGAAGGUUGCGAGAGAGAAGAGAUUAUUACAGUUGAGUGAGUUGGAAGAGUUUAGGUUGAAUGCUUAUGAGAAUGCCAAGCUCUACAAAGAAAACACCAAGUAUUGGCAUGACAAGCAUAUCUUGAAGAGAAAUUUUGAGAUCGAGCUACAAGUACUCUUUUUUAACUCACGGUUGAAAUUAUUUCCUGGCAAGCUUCAGUCUAGGUGGUCUAGGCCAUUCAUGGUGACAAGAGUGUAUCCUUAUGGAGCAGUUGAGGUUCAUAACGAAGCCACUGGUGCAUUCAAAGUAAAUGGACAGCGAUUGAAGCCAUAUUUUGUGGGCGACGUGGUACCCAAAGGAGUCACUUACUUGAUGAAAGACUCAAAUUCUGGUUGA
Molecule: messenger RNA, 474 nt
Organism: Diospyros lotus (date-plum)
Lineage: Eukaryota; Viridiplantae; Streptophyta; Magnoliopsida; Ericales; Ebenaceae
Exons: 1
Coding region: 1-474 (157 amino acids)
Source: RefSeq, a predicted model, not a curated record